ACGAUUGUAUAAACCAAAACAAUAAAAUCUUCAUUAAAAUACCGACAAAUCUUCUCCCAAUAAAUAGAAAAUUCAAUUCAUUUUGGUGUUUUUAGUUUCACCAUGGAUUUAUAUUCAUGGGGCGCAAAUAGUCAUGGACAGCUUGGAGUUGGAACAUUUAGUGAGUUCGAAUUCAUCACAUUAAUCAACAAGAAACCAGAAGGUAUAAAAGCAAUUGCUUGUGGAGGAGGUCAUUCAAUAAUUCUUGAUUGUUCUGGAGAUUUAUGGACGUCAGGAUGGAACAACAAAGGUCAAUUAGGAAUAAAAUCAAAAGUUGACACAAAUCUUUUUGAAAAAAUCAAUUCUGAUUGCAAAUUCCGUUCAAUAUCAUGUGGUUGGGAUACAUCUUCUGCAAUUACUUUAGAUAAUAGAAUCUUCGUAUGGGGUUCUAAUAAUUACAAUCAGCUAGGAUAUUCAAAUAAACAACAAAAAGUGAUAAUGGAACCAAUCGAGCUUAAACUUCCAAAUGACAAUAAAGCUUUAGAUAUAAAAUUUGGAUUGCGUCAUUCAGCUAUCCUCACAACAACUAAUCAACUUUACAUCAUUGGUUCUCUGAAGCACUUUAAGGACAUGAAAUUAUCCAAUAAAAUUAUUCAUCACAAUUCAACAGAAUUUCUUCAAAUUGAGAUUUACGAGAGUAAAAUUCGUCAGAUUUCUAGUGGCCAACAUCACAUCACGUUUCUAAAUGAUCGAAAUGAAAUAACAUCUGUUGGCGAUAACAAAUUCAUGCAAUGUACUGAAGUUAACUUAAGUAAUGUGAUUUGUAAAUUGUCAUCGGGUUGGACUCACAAUGGAUUUCUUACUGACCAGAAGGAACUUUAUUUGAAUGGACGAAAUAAUUAUGGACAGUUAGGAAAUGGACUUCGAAGUGACUUUGAGAAAAGCCUCCAAUUUCUUUCAAUAAAUCAAAUUGAUGAUUUCGAACUUGGUGCUGAGCAUGGAAUUCUCAAAUCAAAUGGAAAAAUCUUUACGUGGGGAUGGAAUGAACAUGGGAAUUGUGGCAAUGGCUCGUUUAAAGAUGUGCUGGAACCAAAAGAAAUUCAAUUGCCUCAUGAAUACGAUAAAAUUUCUGUUUUUGCUGGCUCAGGAUUUUGUAUGGCUCUUUGUCAACUUUCAUGA
Molecule: messenger RNA, 1158 nt
Organism: Clunio marinus
Lineage: Eukaryota; Metazoa; Arthropoda; Insecta; Diptera; Chironomidae
Source: the annotation of a GenBank genome assembly